This is a messenger RNA of Sesamum indicum (sesame), 2652 nucleotides long. RefSeq names its product protein NTM1-like 9. Gene Ontology annotation, biological process: regulation of DNA-templated transcription. Lineage: Eukaryota; Viridiplantae; Streptophyta; Magnoliopsida; Lamiales; Pedaliaceae. Gene Ontology annotation, molecular function: DNA binding. The record is from RefSeq and is a predicted model, not a curated record.
GGCCUUGAGGGUUCCGGUUUGACUGUUGUUGAUGCUCUGCGAUCGAUCAUUAUACUGAUUUCGCCUUUUGAAGAAAAAAUCCUUAUACGAUGAUUGCAAGAGUGAAUGGGAUUUCUAGGAUUAGAUGGGCUUUGUGUGAAGAGUAACAUGCACACAGUACACACACAUAAAUAGAGAGUAUAAUUAUUUCUGCCCAACCCAAUGCCAAGAAGCUGCGACACGUUUUCUAAUCUUUCCUUUUUCGUUAACAGUGUUACAGAUGAGAAUAAGUCUAUUUCAAGUAUCCAAUUUCACAUUUUCAGGCACACACCAUACUGGUGUAAUAAUAAAUGAUCGCGGUUGUUGUUCUUCGGCCAGAGAGAAUGUCUGGAAAAGCGCCUUUAAUACGCACGUGAAGAAAAGGGGAAAAGAAAAGUGAACUGUAAACAGUGGUGCGGAGCGCAGUGGUUUUUUUUCCUUUCUACUUUUCUACCUCAGAGUCAAAUUCUACUGCUAAAGCACUGCGUUUCUGGUAAAAUUGGGGUGUUGGGUUCUUGACUAAUGUGAUGAAAUUGGAGGCGUUGCCGAAGGGUUUCAGAUUCCGGCCGACUGAUGAGGAGCUCGUCAGCCAUUAUCUCAGGCUCAAGAUUAACGGUCACCAUUCCUCCGUUCAAGUCAUCCCCGAGAUUGAUGUCUGUAAAUGGGAGCCAUGGGAUCUCCCUGCACUGUCAGUGAUAAAGUCUGAUGACCAGGAAUGGUUCUUCUUCUGCCCCCGUGAUAGAAAAUAUCCAAAUGGGCAUCGCUCUAAUAGGGCCACAGAAGCUGGUUAUUGGAAGGCCACCGGCAAGGAUCGUACCAUAAAAUCUCGCAAGUCAUUGCCUUCUGGUCGUUCCAAUACCCAAUUAAUUGGCAUGAAAAAAACUUUAGUAUUCUACAAGGGUCGUGCACCUAAGGGUGAACGGACGAAUUGGAUCAUGCAUGAGUAUCGUGCCACUGAACCAGAUCUUGACGGUUCUAGCCCUGGACAGGGAGACUAUGUUCUAUGUCGCUUGUUCCACAAGGCAGAUGAGAAGCUAGACCAUUCGAAGUACGAUGAAGUUGAACCUACGGGAUCAUCUCCUUCUACUAGCAAAUCAUCUCCAGAUGAAGCAUCAUCAUCUGAUCUUUUCACAGAACCUGCAGGCCUUGGUAUUGAAAUAUUCAAGGAACCAGAGGACGUAAAAAUGAAGUGGAAAGAUGAGGCUGAUACAACUCCUGCUAUCCUAACACCUAAAGAAAUACGUGAAUCCAAUAUAGCCGAUCACUCAGGAGAAAAAACAGAUAGGGAGGUCAGAGAGGAAGAUGUGUAUGCUCCAAUAAGAGAAAUUCCGUUGUCCGAUGAAGCUGCAUAUAAUCAAUUUGAUGACAAGGCCUUAGAUCCCUUGCUGUCUCUCAAUUACACCGACUCAGGAGCUUGCAUAGGUUCUCCCUUCCCUGAUGACUUUGGCAAUGAUCCCAAUGGAUUGCAUUUUCAAGAUGGGACAUCUGAACAGGAUGUCUCUCUAUCAGAGCUGUUGGAAGGCCUUCAAAAUCAUGGGAGCUGUUUUCAUGAACAGUUAACUAGCGAUAAGACCUUAGCUGCCAGCGAAGGCCUCAUCCCUGAGCAGAUUAAUGCUCUGGAGCACACACCAAUUACAUUAUGUAAAGCGGAUCUUUGUAAAAUGUAUGGGGAGACAGACACGGAAAUGGUUCAAGCACAGGGGCAACCAUCUCCACAAUUCCAAGUUGCGUCGUCCGCUGAUCAUUUGGUUUCUCACUAUGCCAUUCGAAAAGAUGUCUCGUCCCUUGAUGUAGUUUCCGGCUCGCUGGAUGAUUCAUUUUACCAUUCAUAUCAAACAAAAGAUGGUAAUACUCAUGUUAGUGGAACUGGAAUCAAGAUUCGAUCACGUCAGCCACGGAAUCAACCAACUAUACUUAACUCUACUACCCAGGGUACUACGUCUAGGAGAAUCCGUCUGUUGAUGGAAAGUGGAUCAAACCCCAUAUGUUAUGAAGAAUCCAAAGAUGCCAGCAGCAGUGAAGAACAAGAAUCACAGUCACUUAUCACCAAGGACGACGAAGAUACCACUAAAACUUGGGAGUCUCAGCAUCCAGAAGAUAGAGUAGAGGAUGAGAACAAGGGGAUUACUCAAAAACGUGUUGACGAAAAUGGCAUUACAAAGAUGGCAUCUAUGCUAUCAACAACAUCGACUGUCCUCCGUAGAGUUGCAAGUUAUUUAAAAACGUAUGCUGUCCGCAUCUAUUUUGUGAUAAUUCUGUUAGUGGUUUCCAUUGGGCUGUGGAAAUGUCCUAGUUUCCAUGAAUUCUAAGUCCCAUUCUUGUUCAUAAUCUGAUAGCUUCUUGUAAUUAUAUAGUGAGGUGGUGGUCAGAUGAAUCCAUGCUUGUAUAAAUUCUAAUUGUGUAGAAAGAAGUUGACUGUAGGAGAUAUAUGUGGAUCCAGAGUUCUUCACAUACACACACUUCACAAAUCUGUUUGGACAAUCUUACUGGGCUGGCAUGGAAAACUGCCCAUCUCUUUUCAUUAUCAUUAUCCAUCUAGGACUCAAGAUUGUGUUUAAUUUAUUUACAUGUCAAAUUUUAAGUUUUUUUUAGUGUAUGGAUUUUCAUGUGGGAAUAAAAAUGUGUUUGGGGUAA